AUGCCGGAGCCGCUUUCCCCCGUUCGCGUCGUCGCAUUCGAUGAGACCGUCGCAUCAACCGCCCCGGUUCACAUCAAAACCGUGUCGGCUCCCGAUCCCCUGGAGGACCAAGUCAAUGGAAAUGCAACCGGGUCGCAAUCAAUUGAACCGGGUCCGCGUGAAGUCGGUGAUGCUGUCGAGCAAUUCCCGAGUGAAACUGCGUCAAUACAAACCGAACCGGCGCAGCCUCCGAUUAUACAGAAGAAAAACAGCAAGACCACCCUGCGGUCUGAUGGACAACGCAGUCUGAAGUCUGCACGGAGUAUCCCGAGUAUCGUUGUCGACGAGCCCUCACGUCCCAGUUCGCGAUGGUCAGAGCGGAAAUGGAGCCCGCUGAAAGGGCGCAAAUCGACCGAGUCUGUACGCGCACGAAGCUCGCCUGCGCCUGCGAUACCAGUGGAAACGCCGCCUUUUGAAGGCAUUACCACGAGCAUUCCAUCCACCGACUUUGGAGACCUGGGUUUGGAUUCAAUGCAAUUUUCGAAACGCGGGAGCUUGUUGAAUGAAAAGAAAUCACACCCGUCCCUUUCAACUCCAUCCAGUGGGUCGACCACUGUACCGUCGACAAACACACCACGAAAGCGCAUGUCUAAUUCUCUGCGUGUUCGCCAAUCCAUCCUCAGUCCCCGGGCUGUGUCAGCUGAUGAGGAUAUGCUAUCGCGGCGAGUAAGAUUGAUGUAUGAAAAGGGCGAGGACAACGUUACAGACGCAGAAAUUAGCCAGGCAAUUGCCGAGGAGAAUGGCGUUUUGUGGGAAGAACCCACCCCGGUUGAAGAUAAUCUGGGCCAGCUUCCUGAAUUAAACAUAUCAACGACGGAUGUUAGAAGCAUCGCCUCGAACGGCGCAAAUAGCUCGAUUAAACGCGAAUCAAAGGAACUCGCAGGCGGGAUCGAGGAUUGGCAGAAUGUCGAUGCGGCCGACGUCGACCGAUACGGAUUCAUUGUACCACGACCAAAAGACGGAGACUGCGCCGAGCCUCAUCCCAUUCAGCGAGUAUCUACGAGUUUGUUGGUAGCCUCGGAGUCACCUCGACGAAGAAAUACCUUUAGGCGCUCGGGGUUAUCGACACACAAGAGUAGCAGCAGGUCACUUGCGAGCAAAUCGCCAUCUCGAGAGCGCAAAAUGUCCGAGUCCUCGAAUCGGCCGAGCUCGUCUCAAAGCGCAUACAGCAUGUCACUUAAAAGAGCGCCCUCUAGAUUCCGUGUUGCAACCAACCGACUCCCUCACAAUAAAGACCGCCGAGUCCGAGACGAAGCUGGCGACAUGCUCACGCUCCCGUUCGAAAUCCCAGAAGCAAGCGAUGAUACUCCUGCAGCACAGGCAAUGAAGAAAAAAGAGUGGGAACGCGAAGACAAAUGGAAGAGAAUGGCCAAGCCAACGAAAAAGGCGCAAGAUGGAAGUGGAAUGACUUUUGAAUUCGACACCCACAGCUCGAAACUAGUUGAGCGCACUUGGAAGGGUAUCCCUGAUAGUUGGAGAGGCGCAGCCUGGUAUGCCUUUUUGGAAGCCAGUGCCAAGAAAAGGAAAAACAGCCCGACGGCGAAAGAGCUGAUUCAGUCGUUCCAUGAGUUCCAAGAUGUAUCGUCGCCGGAUGAUGUUCAGAUCGAUAUCGAUGUGCCGCGAACGAUCAGCAGUCACAUUAUGUUCCGUCGGCGGUAUCGCGGCGGCCAAAGACUACUGUUUCGAGUUUUACAUGCGAUGUCGUUGUAUUUCCCCGACACCGGCUAUGUCCAGGGCAUGGCGGCCCUAACCGCUACGCUGUUGGCCUACUACGAUGAAGAAAAUGCCUUUGUUAUGCUCGCCCGGCUCUGGAUGCUGAGGGGACUUGAGCAGUUGUAUCAAGAGGGAUUCACCGGUCUGAUGGAAGCCCUGGGUGAUUUUGAGAAAGAAUGGCUAGGCAAUGGUGAAGUGGCUAACAAGCUGAACGAGCUUGGUAUUCCACCCACGUCUUAUGGAACACGAUGGUACCUCACGUUAUUCAACUAUUCAAUCCCCUUUCCCGCCCAGCUUCGUGUCUGGGAUGUAUUCAUGCUCCUUGGGGACCGCGACGAGUCCACCAAAGCGAGCGCCAAUGGUGGGCCCGUCUCAAAACCCCAAGCACUACCGUCGACCAGCUCGUUUGGCAAGGGACUAGAUGUCCUACACGCAACUUCGGCGGCUCUGAUCGACGGAAUGCGCGACAUUGUGCUGGAAUCCGACUUUGAGAACGCAAUGAAGGUUCUGACUAGCUGGGUUCCGAUCAAAGAUAUCGAAAUGUUUAUGCGUGUCGCACGCGCCGAGUACAAAGUCCAUCGACAUCGCAAAAAGGGCGGUUAA
Molecule: messenger RNA, 2355 nt
Organism: Talaromyces rugulosus
Lineage: Eukaryota; Fungi; Ascomycota; Eurotiomycetes; Eurotiales; Trichocomaceae
Exons: 2
Coding region: 1-2355 (784 amino acids)
Source: RefSeq, a predicted model, not a curated record